GUGAUUGGCUGGGCUCUCUUAUAUUCGCGCUGUCAUUGGCUGGCAGGCGGCCCGAGGGCGGAGGGAGGGAGAUUUAGUCUAUCUCCGGCCCAACCGGGGGUCAUUUUGUCUGGGGUCUCAGCUCUCGCUGAGGGCUUCUGAGGACCGGCGGCGCUCUAGGAUAUGAAAUAUGGAAAGUCCAGACAGAAAAAGACGGAAGGUUUUAAAGGCCAAGAAGACAAUGCCUACAAGUUGCCGGAAGCAGAUGGAGAUCCUGAACCAGUCAAAGAAUGUUGAAGCUCCAAAAACAACAGUUGUGACUAAUAUUCCAAAUGGUAACCAGAGUUUAGGUACUGGGUUUAUAGCUAGCCAUAAUCAGAAGAUGUUUUCAGAAAACAAAGAAAAUGUUAAGGUCAUGAAAACUUCAGAGCAAAUUAAUGAAAAUGCUUGUGAGGCUCUGGAAAGGCAUACAGCACUGCUAGAACAGGUUAAACAUUGGAUUCGACAGGAAAUCUGCACGAUAAACUGUAAUUUAUUUGAUAAAAAACUGAAUGAAUUGAAUGAACGCAUUGGGAAGACCCAGUGCAGAAGUAAGCAUGAAGCAAUAGCUGGUGAACUCUUUAUAAAAAUAAGAAGACUUCAAAAACGUAUCAAAACCGUAUUAUCAUCUCAAGGAAAUUGUUUGGAACCAAACACAUUACCCAGUAACACAGUUUGUAAGGUUACAGAUUCUGUGAAUUUGAGUGUGACCCAAAGGUCAGUUAAAAGUCAAAGUAAAAGAAUGUCUUCUGUGAACCAUACGCCUUUUAACUCUUCAGAAAAAGCAAGUAGAAAGAUUAAUUUGCCAUCAGCUUGUGUUGAGUUUGUUUCUGAAAGUAACGAUGAUGUUAUGUUGAUUUCUGUGGAAAAUCCUAAUUUGACAACUCCAAUUGCAUCAGAUCCAACAGAAAUUAGAAAAAAUACAUCAAGAAAUGUCAGCAGUUCUCCUAAUGCCAGGAGUGAAGUUGUGCCUGUAGAGAAGAAAUUUGACUUUGUUAUUGACCUGACAAGAGAAGGCCUGUCCAGCUACAGCAUAGAAAGCCCAUCCUUCACCCUGAAGUCAACUUCGAAAGCUGUUUUAAGAUCAAAAGAAAUAAUCCCAGUGGCAGAAAAUGGAAAUGAGGAGUAAUAACCAUUGUUGAUGAGGCUGUUGGAGAAUUACUGCAGUAUUUGGAAGCAGAAUGUUGAAAUGAGAUGGUUUGUUCUCCAGAAUGCCUAAGACAUCCUUCAUUAUGUUUUAGUAAUAUUCCACAAUGUAGAAAUCAUUCUUGUAGCUGCUUGGAAUGUGGCUCAGAGGUAGAACAUUUACCCAGCAUGUGCAAGGUACUGUGUCCAGUUCCUAGGAUCAUUCAAAGCAAAACAAAUCUCAACCACAAAAGAACCUUCUGUUUUGAAAAUAUUUGGUCUAGAGGCCAGGAGGUGGCUCAGUCAUUAAGGAAGACCGGAGUUUGAUCCUACAACCCAUGUUUAAAAACUAGAGAAGCCAAACUAGGUGGCGCUCGUUUGUAAUCCCAGAGCUGGGAAGGCAGAAACAAGUGGAUUGCGGGAAUUUGCUUUCCAGUCAGAGUAGCUUAAUGCAGGAGACCCAGGACCCAGCGAGAGUUCCUAUCUCACAAAAGCCAUAUGGAUGGUUCCUGAGGAGUAGAUUAUGUGAGGUUGUCCUCUCUGUAGUGUGAAUACACUGACCAGCAUGCACAUACACACACAUACCACAAAACAUGAGUCUAGCCUCGUUGUUUGAAAUUUUAUUGCUUUGUUGAAGAUUUGAAGAAUUAGAAGUAGAUUUGUAGGCCUAAGCUUGACCACUUUUGUCUGUACUCACCAAGUGAUCUCAAUGAACUUUCUUAAAAAUGUGUUUGUAGGGUUUUGGUUCAUUUGAACACCUUCCACCUCUCCCAGAGCCACCAGCACCACUCCCUGAGAUGGCAGACAAAAUCCAAGACACACUUCCUCCCCAAAAGCCUGAGCUGAAAGUGAAGCAAGUCCUGAGGCCCUCAAGCAUUGCCCUGACAUGGAACAUUCCCAAGGUCAACCCCAAGUGCGCUCCUGUGGAGAGUUACCACCUCUUCCUGUACUAUGAGGGCUCCAAUCAUUUGACUUGGAAGAAAGUUGCAGAAAUUAAAGCUUUACCACUCCCAAUGGCUUGCACUUUAUCUCAAAUGUUAGCUUCUACCAAAUAUUAUUUUGCUGUCCAAUCAAAAGACAUUUUUGGACGAUAUGGACCAUUUUGUAAUAUCAAGUGUAUUCCUGGGUUUUCUGAAAACCUUACCUAAAAGUCCUCAGUGAUUUUGUGUUGUCUACAUACUAUGUUUUCAUAUAUGAAUGUUUUGUUUGCAGUGCCUAACCCUGUGCAUUGUAAUAUCUAUCCUGUGUUGCAGUUGUGAACCCUUUGGGGACAGCCUUAAAUGUGUUAUAAUCGUCUUGGAACUGUGUGUGUUUCUAGUGUGCAUUCAGUAUGUACUUCUGUGGUGUCCAGGUUGCCACUGUCUAUUUCUAUGGUGGUUAUGGAAUUGCUGCUGUGUCUGAAACCCUCAGGUACAAGCAGCCACUUUUCCCAUCCUUGACAAUCAGCUAAAAGCAAAACCAACCAUUCGCAAAGGUAGGUGACCCUGGAUGCAUCCCUGCCGCAUGUAGUAUACAGAAAUUCUUUCUGUUGGUGUCUAAUGCAGCUAUUGGUUUGUACCCUUCGUUUUUGUCUUUAUUUGGCUGGCAGUCAUUUGAGAGAAAUAGCUUGGAGGUUUUGCCUAAACAGUACACUUUGUUAGAUCAGGCAAUGUGGGACAGCUUCUAAUGUCAGCACUUGGAAGGCAAAGGCAGAUAGAUCUCUUGAGUUCAGGACCAGCUUGGUCUACAGAGAAAGUUCCAGUCCAGCCAGAGCUAAACUGUUUAAAAAAAAAUCCCAAUAAAGCUUCAAUCCCAAUAAAGCUAACAAUGGUUUUGUUAGACUUUGUUCUAACUUUUUUAUUAGAACAUGGAAACGCACAGUGCUUCCUUUAAAAAAAAAUCAUUCAACCAGCUAUUUCAGUCAUAGAGUUCAUUUAGAUUUGAGGCUUUAAUUUGCUGAUUCUUAAUUUCUCUAAAUACCUCCCUUUGCCAAUUUCCUGGUUUCUGUUAGAACUUGGAGAAUAUAACACUAAAGGCUCUAAUAGAAGAGCCCUAUUCACGCCUUGCACUGAAGCCGUUCAGGAGAGACCUGAGAUGCUUACGUCACUACCCAAAAGAAACAGACUAGAUCGCUAAAAACUGGGGUGUUAAAAGGCAACACUGUAGCAUGGUUUUCAAGUGGGGUACUCAUCUGGUAUACAGUGGAGUUCUGAGAUAUGAUCAGGAAACGGUUGCACUUAGUAUUUGAGAUGACUCCAUCUUCACCAAUAAACCUGUUACUUUUUAA
Rattus norvegicus (Norway rat) is the source of this 3409-nucleotide messenger RNA. Lineage: Eukaryota; Metazoa; Chordata; Mammalia; Rodentia; Muridae. The record is from RefSeq and is a predicted model, not a curated record.